Uloborus diversus is the source of this 1412-nucleotide messenger RNA. It is a transcript of the gene scramb1, whose product is annotated as phospholipid scramblase 2-like. The record is from RefSeq and is a predicted model, not a curated record. The coding region runs from base 135 to 1313 and encodes 392 amino acids. Gene Ontology annotation, biological process: plasma membrane phospholipid scrambling. Gene Ontology annotation, cellular component: plasma membrane. Lineage: Eukaryota; Metazoa; Arthropoda; Arachnida; Araneae; Uloboridae. Gene Ontology annotation, molecular function: phospholipid scramblase activity. The transcript is spliced from 8 exons.
GUUUAUUGACUUUUAUGACGUUUGAACUGUGAGUCAAGAUUGACGUUUAUCUUCUCGUUAAAUACAAUUUGAAAAUAUUACGAGCAAAAGUUGAAAUCAUUGUUUAGCUUGUCUUUUUAAUUCAGGUUUGAAGUAUGGAAGAUAAGUCAAGUUUUCCACUUACUGUUACUCCAAAUGCUCCGCCACCAGGUCUAAAUCCCUAUAUGGGACAACCUGAAGGUGGUUAUCCAGGACCACCAAGUGCUUCGAUGGGAUAUCCACCAUCAAGUGGACCAGGUUAUCCUCCAUCAGGUGGACCAGGUUACCCACCAUCAGGUGGACCAGGUUACCCUCCAUCAAGUGGGUAUCCUCCUUCCAGUGGUUACCCUCCCAGCGGCGAUGGGUAUCCAGCUCCAGGAUAUCCUCCAGCUAGUGGCUAUCCCCCUACUGGUGAUGGAUAUCCACCGCCCGGGUAUCCUCAACCAGGAGGUUAUAUUCCUCCUGAAGGCUAUAAUCCUCAAGGUGGCUAUCCGCCUCCAAUGGUAAAUCAGCCAACUGCUGGAGCUGGUUAUCCACCCCCAGCUGGCUAUCCUCAACCAGGAAGUCAAUCUGGUCCUGAUGCUAAUUGGAUGCCCCUGCCGACUGGAGUGCCAGUUUGCCCUCCUGGGUUGGAAUAUCUUACGAUGAUAGACCAGUUAAUCAUACAUCAAAAAGUUGAACUUCUGGAAGCCUUCUUAAACUUUGAAACUAAAAACAAAUAUUCUAUAAAGAACAGCAUGGGACAGAAAGUGUAUACAGCAAAAGAAGACACUGAUUGCUGUACAAGAAAUUGUUUAGGAACUCUACGUCCUUUUGAUAUGAAAAUCAAAGACAACGCUGGAAAUGAAGUCAUUCAUUUGUAUCGUGAAUUCAGAUGUAACUCUUGUCUUUGCCCAUGUUGCCUUCAAAGAAUGGAAGUAAUGUCGCCUCCUGGAACAGUCAUUGGGACAGUUGUGCAAGAGUGGAGUAUCCUUACCCCUAAGUUUAGGGUUGAAAAUGCAGCUGGAGAUACCGUUUUACGCAUUGAGGGACCUAUAUGUACAUUUUCAAUAUGUGGUGAUGUUGAAUUUAAGGUUCUUUCAAGAGAUGGUGAUGUCCAAGUUGGAAAAAUCACAAAACAAUGGGCCGGAUUGCUGAGAGAGGCAUUUACUGAUGCUGAUUACUUUGGAAUAACAUUUCCUCUUGAUUUAGAUGUGACUGUCAAAGCUGUUCUUUUGGGUGCCUGCAUGUUGAUUGAUUUCAUGUUUUUUGAAAAGCAAAGAAAUAAAGAACAGGAUAUGCCUGGCAUGUUAUAACUGAAUGUGAGAUUGUUUCUUCAGCAACAAAAAAAGAAUUCAUUUGCUUUCAAUAUGGUGGAAUAGAUUUUUUUAUGUCUUUCUUUUCAUAUUUCUGAA